Messenger RNA from Exserohilum turcica Et28A, 1578 nucleotides. RefSeq lists its product as uncharacterized. Gene Ontology annotation, molecular function: carbohydrate:proton symporter activity. The record is from RefSeq and is a predicted model, not a curated record. The coding region runs from base 1 to 1578 and encodes 525 amino acids. Gene Ontology annotation, cellular component: membrane. Gene Ontology annotation, biological process: carbohydrate transport; transmembrane transport. The transcript is spliced from 4 exons. NCBI's taxonomy places the organism in Eukaryota, Fungi, Ascomycota, Dothideomycetes, Pleosporales, Pleosporaceae.
AUGAAGUUUCCACAGAUCUACAACGUGUACGCCAUCUGCGGCUUUGCCGCUCUUGGUGGUAUUCUCUUCGGCUUCGAUAUCUCCUCAAUGUCGGGCGCUCUAGGCACCCCAGCCUACAAGCGCUACUUUGGUAACCCCAGUGGAACCCGCCAAGGCGGAAUCACUGCUUCCAUGCCUGCUGGAUCGCUCUUUGGGGCUCUGUCUUCGUCCUUCAUCGCUGAUCGGCUCUCGCGUCGAUAUGCUAUCCAGAUUGCCGCGCUCAUCUGGAUCAUCGGGGCAAUCUUCCAGGCCGCUGCCAAUGGUGUCGCUCUCCUCUGCGUUGGUCGAGUAGUUGGCGGAUUUGCUAUUGGUAUCUGCUCUGCCAUGGUACCCGUGUACCAGGCUGAGAUUGCACCCAAGAACAUUCGCGGUCGCGUUGUUUCGCUGCAGCAAUGUGCUAUCACGUGGGGAAUCUUAAUCCAGUACUUCAUCCAGUACGGUAGUUCCUUCGUCGACGGCGGUGUCAGCAACCCGAACCAAUCCACGGCCGCCUUCCGCAUUCCAUGGGGUAUCCAAGCUGUUCCUGGCGCAGCCCUCUUCAUCGGCUUCUUCUUCUUCCCUCGAUCCCCGCGUUGGUUGGCUUCCAAGGACCGCUGGGAAGAAGCUCUCGAUGUUCUUGCUCAUCUUCAUGGCGGCGGCGACGUACACCACCCCAAGGUUCUCGCCGAGUACAAGGAGAUCGAAGAGGCUCUUGCUUUUGAGCGUGAGGUCGCUGACACCAGCUUUGCUAUUCUCGCCAAACCUCGCAUUCUCAAGCGCGUUUUUCUUGGUAUCUCUAUCCAGGCGUGGAGUCAACUGACUGGAAUGAAUGUAAUGAUGUACUACAUCAUUUUCAUCAUGCGUGGAGCUGGUAUCGCCGACGAGCUCCUCACCGCUUCCAUCCAGUAUAUCAUCAACGUGGCGAUGACGCUACCUGCCAUUCUCUACCUCGACAAGUUCGGCCGUCGCCCUGCUUUACUCUGCGGAUCCUUCCUCAUGGCCGUUUGGCUCUUCACCACCGGCGCUCUCCAGGCUUCGUACGGCAACCCCAACCCCGACACAACUGACAGGGACAUUUCAUGGGUUGUUCCUCGCGAGCACAGCUCCGUCUCCAAAGGCAUUGUCGCUUGUUCAUACCUCUUUGUCGCCACAUUUGCCACGACCUGGGGCCCCGUCAGCUGGACCUACCCUUCAGAGAUUUUCCCCGCAAAGGUGCGCGCCAAAGCCGUCAGUAUCGCCACGGCUACAAACUGGGCCUGGAACUGCGCUCUCGCCUUUGCCGUUCCCCCGCUCCUCUGGUCCAUCAACUGGAAAAUGUACAUGAUCUUUGGCACCUUCAAUGCCGUCGCCUUUAUCCACAUGUUUCUCACCGCCCCGGAGACAAAGGGCAAGACGCUCGAGGAAAUGGACGAGGUGUUUGACUCGGGGCUUCCCGCUUGGAAGGCCGGCAAGGUCGAGUCGCGACUGGAUCGUGUCACGCGGGACAUUGAGGAUGGAAAGCUCAAGGUGGGACUUGGUCAUGGCCGCGUCGAAGGUGUCAAUGUCGAGCCCAAGGUGUAG